AUGAUUGCUUGGGGAAUAACAAUGUCACUUAUGGCUUUUGUAAAACUUUUGGUCGCACGCGCUCUCUUGGGAGUUUUCGAAGCAGGUCUGACUCCUGGAAUAACCUAUUAUAUUACUAUGUGGUAUAAAAGACAAGAACAAGGUUUUAGAAUGGGAUUAAUUCUGUCCUCAACAUCACUUGGUGGUGCUUUUAGUGGAUUAUUAGCUUAUGCAAUUGCAAGUCUUACGGAUGAAGAUUCACCUUUAAAAGGAUGGCAAUUGAUUUUUCUAAUUGAUGGUUUGGUUUCCAUUAUAGUUGCUAUUAUUGCAUAUAUUUAUAUCACUGAUUAUCCAGAUGAAGCCAAGUGGCUUAACCAAGAAGAGCGGUCAUUGGCAGUUUUAAGGUUAAAACUUGACGAUGAUGAUGAGGAUUAUAAAAAAGCUCGAGAACACUCAUUUGACAAGGUUUAUGUACUAGAAUGUAUAAUUGCCGCUCAGAUAUAUCGUUCUGUAGAUUACCCUAAUUACGUGCGUGGUCAUAUUUUUGCAUCAGGUUUCUUAUUAGCAGUCGUUUGUUUGAGCGCAAUCCAGUAUGGAAUGUUAGGCCGACUUAAUGAGUUGAAAGAAAAGGAAAAAAUUAGCCAUAAAACUUCUGAUCAUAAGAGUAUUAAAGAAGAUAAAAAGGAAUUAGGUGAUAAACAUUAUAAAUUUAAAUAUAUUUUGUAA
Racocetra fulgida is the source of this 705-nucleotide messenger RNA. Lineage: Eukaryota; Fungi; Glomeromycota; Glomeromycetes; Diversisporales; Gigasporaceae. The record is from the annotation of a GenBank genome assembly.